AUGAUCGACGAUGAUUUUGAGGGUGUAACUUUUAGCCACUUAAUCUUCAAGUCUCGACUAUACGAUGCUCUAGGCACUUGUGUUAUUAUUUUAAAUUGCCUCAUUCUAACUGUGAUUUGUACAGACAAUUUUUUAAAGCGAAAAAUGAUAAACGGUGUUGCAUAUUUGGUAAGCGGAGUUGGUCGAGAAAUUGCUGUUCGAUAUGAUCACUAUAACAGAUAUAUUCCAGUUUGGAAAUGCAUGACAACUAAACCAUGGCCAGUUUUAUUACUCAUUGGAGGUAUUUCUUUUUUUAAAUACUCUAUUUUAGUAUGGAUCACAUUGGCGUAUGUCUCAUCCUACUAUAGCAACUCUAAAACUGAUUCUCUUUGUUCUGUGCUGGAAUCGGCUGGGGAUGAAUUUGGAACGUUAAACUUCUCAUCAAUGGCCCUAUUUUAUGCAGUAGCCACUAUUCUGACAUUUCGGGUUUUUCAAAUUACCAAGAAUUCAAACGCGGUAAACAAAUCUGAAAUACGUCGUCAAAAACUGCUGCUAACAAUUGACUUUAUUUCACUUCUACAAGUGGCAAUACCCAGUGUACUUCUAAUUUUGGAUUUAUGGCGUUUAAUAGAUUUAUCCUUCUUUCAAAUAGCCUCUUAUAUCUUGUACGGUUCAUCGUCACUCUGGAAAAUACUUAUAUAUGUGAUAUUUCGCCCCGAUUUUCGUAAUAGGUUAUUUCGAAUACUGCACAUCAGACGCAUCGAUCAUGGAACAUUUAAAUCAGAAAUCUCACGAUCAAAGAUCAUCAACAGUUCAGUACUUAUGACGGUUCAACUGGACUAA
Molecule: messenger RNA, 822 nt
Organism: Enterobius vermicularis (human pinworm)
Lineage: Eukaryota; Metazoa; Nematoda; Chromadorea; Rhabditida; Oxyuridae
Source: the annotation of a GenBank genome assembly